CUUUGUCGUUGACUCCUCACAGCAGGGGAGGGAUAGAGAGAGAUAGCUGAUCCUUUGGAUUCUUGAAGAGGAGUGGGCGUUUCCCCCAUGUGAGCUGAGAGCUUGCAAGAGGAGCAGAGAUGGGUUGAAGACAUAGUACCUUCAAAUUACCAAUUUGAGAGAGAGAGAGAGAGAGAGGGAGGCAAAGAAAGCAGCUUUCAGAUGGAAAGCAGAGGGAAAAGCGAGGAGAGAGAGGGAAAAGAGCAUGGACUGGCGGUGAAAAAGUGGAAACAAGGUGCCGCCUUGGGAAAAAGAGGAGGCCCUAGCACGCCACCGCCCACAUGGAGGCUUGAGCUCUCUCCUCCCUCUCAACCUCAGAAUCACUCCGUCCAAGAAUUCCUCACAGACCCUCCACACCCAUCAGCAGUCUCUGCCCGGAAGCUAUGUGCUUGUCUCUGGGAGGUUGAGCCCCACCAGACCCUCCAUCUUGGUAGAAUGGCGAGCAAAAGCAAGAGCAGGCAUCGUCAACAUAAGCACCACGAUGACCUGGGCUUUGAGGACCUUGUCCCUCCUGGUACUGUAAAACCUGAAGAGCCAGCGAUUGCAGGCUGCCUCACAGGGAAAAUUGUAGCAUCACCCAUGCAACGGCAUAACUCUGGCGGGAAUGAACAUGCUUUCGAGUCUGCCACUCCAGAAACUUGUAGUGGGUCAAUGGAGGUGGCACCGUAUAAGCCUCCUCUCAGAGGUAUGUUUGAUGAAAAAGGAAGAAUAGGUGGGUCAGGUUAUAGCCUUCAGACAUCGACAGAAUUACUGAAGGUGCUCAACCGGAUCUGGAGUCUUGAAGAGCAGCAUGUGUCCGACAAAUCAAUGUUGAAAGCUCUGAAAUCAGAACUGCAUCAAUCUCACUCUAGAAUUAAAGAGUUGGUGCGGGAGAAGCAAAAGGAUAGGCGAAUAAUGGAUGAUUUGAUGAAGGCACUUGCAGAGGACAAGUAUGGUAGGAAGCAAAGGGAACAAGAGAGAAUUGAAGCUGAAGCUGAAUUGCUGAGGGAAGAGGCGGAGAAAGAGAGCAAGCUAAGGAAGCGUUCGGAAAGCCUGCACAGGAAGCUGGCCAAAGAGCUUUCUGAGCUGAAGUCUGCUUACUCUACUGCUCUGAGAGAGCUCGAAAGAGAGAAGAAAGCGCGGAUUUUGCUAGAAAAUCUUUGUGAUGAGUUUGCUAAGGGAAUAAGAGAUUAUGAACUGGUGGUGAGGUCUUUAAAGCACGGGCCCAUAAAAGAAAGCAUUGUUAGGGAAAGUCUUGAUCGCCUGAUUCUCCACAUCUCAGAAGCGUGGCUUGACGAGCGUAUGCAGAUGAAGCUGGCAGAAUCUCGUGAUGAUGUCGCUGGAAAGGACACUGUCGUGGACAAAUUAAGUUCUGAUAUAGAAAGUUUUCUUCAAACUAAACGGUCGGCUGCAUCAAGUAAGAAUGGUGAGGUCGCCUUGAAUGACACGAAAGAAAGGUGCUUUCAACGGCAUUCUUUGGAAUCAUUUGCUUUAAAAGAGGCUGGAACUGCACCUCCGGUGGCCCAUGAUGACGACUGUUCUUUCGACAGCGAUUGGCAAUGUUUUGUACAAAGUAAUAAAGUGGAUGCUAAAGAAAGCAAAGAGAGCUAUCAACGAACCGGUGCUAACGCUUCACACAGCCAUCUAGCUGAUCUAGUUAGAUCUAGGUCCUCGGACAAAGACUUGAAACGUGAAAUCACGAAGUCCGGCGAUCCGUCCACUCUGCCAGAAGCAUGCAACGAUGGAACUGGGGAAAACGUAAGGACUGGAGAGGAAAACCGAUCAGGACUAAAUGAUACAGAGACGUAUGUGAUGGGCACGAAUGCUGGAUACUGCCAGCACGGAGAACACCGUGGAUCAAAUGCCGAUGGUUCUUUCGAUCAUAUGAUUAGAAACCACUCGCUGCGCCUGACAAGCACUAGUACUCGUCCUGCGAGCAACUCACGGGACAAACAUUGCGGUGUGCCUGGAUACGCAGGUCAGGUGAGUCCAGUGCAAAAGUGGCCAUCAAAAUUGCCUUUGCCGGAGCCUGGCAAAAUCACGUCUUCUUUAAGAUGGCCGAAAGGGUUGAAGGAAAACGCGCUGAUGGUGAAGCUGCUCGAAGCGCGGAUAGAUGGUCAGCAUUCCCGUUCAAAGGGUCAAAGAGGUACUGCAUAGGUUGAUGGUACUUGUAAAUUGUACUUACAAGUGACAGGCUUCAUAGUCUAGAGAAUAUGGUAUUAAAGUCAUCAUCAAUGUUGAAUCUACUUUCUUCAUAGAGUUCUCGUCCAGAUAGUUAACAAUGGCAUAGAAAGCUUAAAGCUUAUAGAGCAAUAGCUGGACUGCAAUAGUAUUGACAGCAAAGUGGAGUAAUGAACAUCUUGCAUCGGCACGAUCGGCUACAGGAGCACUUCAGUUAGAGGGUCUUUAUGCUUGAUUCUGCAAUUGUAGGGAGGUGAACAUUAGAAUAUAAACAAUCAGAUGGUUCCCUUGAUUGAUUUA
Molecule: messenger RNA, 2499 nt
Organism: Rhodamnia argentea
Lineage: Eukaryota; Viridiplantae; Streptophyta; Magnoliopsida; Myrtales; Myrtaceae
Exons: 3
Coding region: 202-2175 (657 amino acids)
Source: RefSeq, a predicted model, not a curated record